This is a messenger RNA of Cuscuta europaea, 1955 nucleotides long. NCBI's taxonomy places the organism in Eukaryota, Viridiplantae, Streptophyta, Magnoliopsida, Solanales, Convolvulaceae. The record is from the annotation of a GenBank genome assembly.
UAGUACGAGUAUAUGUUUUUUGAAUAAAUUUGGCCCCACCUCAAUGCCGAUCCGCCCUGCGAUAACUAACUUUGAAAUUAAAAAGUACUCCAUUUGCGAUAUGCAGAGUUUACACGAGAAAGGCCGCGAGCUAGAGUAUUCUUACAUUUCACCUCCUAGAAAGCUUCUCUCCUCCUCCCAGUUAGAAACAGAUGACGCAACAUAGAACACUCACUGACAAUGCAAGAGAGAUAGCACAAUUUUAUUGAAAAGCUAAAUCUCAUCAGUAUAGUUCAAAUUUUUUGAACGAGCAGCCAGCGGGGUGGUCCAAAAAACAAGAACAAAGCCAGCCUGACCGGCCAUGUGCAUUGUCAAGAUUCUCCGCUUCUCAUCUCGUAGUUCAAUGUUGUCUCCCUCCCCACCCUUCGCAUAUAUCCAAAAGCAGAGCUAUGUUAAUGUGUACAUGAAGUGGAAGCAAGAUAUAUAUUUGGAAUCAAUUGAGUCGGUUCACAAAUCCAUUGAACUAAGGCCCAUAAUCGCCCUCAAGAACUACAUAGUGUCUGCCUCACCUCAAGAGUAUUCCAUCCCCAUUUCUUCCGUUUCCAAGAAGGGCUUACAGUUUGGAGUGCGCAUUAAGGUUGCCAGGUUCUUGAGACAAUACCCUUCUGUUUUUGAGGAGUUUACUGGCCCCAAACACCACCUUCCCUGGUUCAGACUGACCCAAAGAGCCAUUGAGAUCCACAAAGAGGAAAGAGAUGUUUACAGAGAGUUUAAGGGUGAUCUUGUAUUGAGGUUGAAGAAGUUGAUCUUGAUGAGUUGUGUUGGUUUCGGUGAGAAAAAGGUCCUUCCUUUGAAGAUUAUUCAGGGUAUGCAGUGGUAUCUGGGACUGCCUGAUGAAUUCUUGACAGAACCCGAAAAGAAUCUUAACAGAUUGUUUGAGGUUGUGGAAAUGGGAGAUGGUCUGAAAGGAUUGGCAUUAAACUGCAAUGGGAAUGAAAUGGUAUUGACUGUGCUGCAAAAGAAUGCAAUAAAAAGAGGUGAAGGAAAAGAAACCAUUUCGUUCCCCAUAUUUCCGUCUAAAGGAUUGAGGUUGAGGAGGAAGAUUAUAGAUUGGUGGGAUGAGUUUCAGAAGCUUCCUUAUGUUUCUCCAUACAAAAACUACUCAACAUCAUGUAUAAGACCCGAUAGCGAUGAAGCCGAGAAGCGGGUGGUGGGAUUGCUUCAUGAAUUGCUAUGCUUGUUUGUGGAGCAUUCUGCUGAAAGGAGAAAGCUUUUGUGCCUAAGGAAAUACUUGGGUCUCCCACAGAAGGUUCACAAGGCGUUUGAGAGACACACUCACAUUUUCUAUCUGUCUUUAAAGAACAAAACGUGCACGGCAAUACUAAAGGAGGCUUACUGUGACAAAGGGGCUAUAGAGGCACAUCCUCUAGCAAAGGUGAGGAAGAAGUACAUCGGUUUGGUUAAAGAAUCUGCCUCUAUUUUGAAAACUAGAAGGUCUAACAAGACAGCACAUACUGGGAGUGUGAGUGUAAAUCAAAUAGAUUGUGUAGAUGAUGAUGAGAUUGAGAAGACUGAAAGUUUUGAAGCUCAUGAAGCUUCGUAGCUAGUGAAUUUACAAGAUACUCCCUCCGUCCCUUAAAAUUUUGUCAACUUUCCUUUUUUGGAUGUCUCACUAACUUAGCCAUUUUCCUUUUUAAGUAAAAAAUUUGUGGUUUCGGUUAAUUCUCUCCUCUACACAACUCUCAACCACAUAGUUUUCACUUUAUUAAUACUUAUGCCGAUCAAACUUGGCAAAGUUUUAAGGGACGGAAGGAGUAGAAGUUAGUUAUUGUGCAAAAGUGUGGUAAAGUUCCUUGCCUGUAAUUUACCAGAACUCAGACCAUUCAGAUGCACUCAUGCACAAUCUUGUAGCAAUUUUGUAGUUUAUUCCAUGUUCUCAAUCAGUGAAAUGUGGUAAAGUUCCUUGCCUAUAAUUU